AUGGGAGCCAACGAGGGGCCGGCAAUGAUCGAUAACAGUGAAAUCGUACGAUUCAAGUGGAAGUCCGCCUCCACACUGGAGCGAUCUGAGGGCACGAAGCCCGUCAGCUCAUGCACGUUCGCUCGGUUUGCCGCACCGUCGACGGGAGCUCGACCUGUCUCAUGUCUGCGCGGUGGGGUGAACAGCGCUCCGGAGCGAGAUUGGGCAAAGCUGGACGGACGCGAGCAACACGCCGUGGAGAGCACAGAGAGCAUCGCAACAACGGGGGUUGACUGGCGACAGGAAACGGCGGCUACUGCAAGAGACAUUGGGCUCAACAGUGGGCCCUGGACGCGGAUGGACGCUCACAAGAAUGACAAUCAGCAGAGCGCGUUCGGGGGUAGGGGGCCUAUGGAGCGACUGCGGGUGGAGCCUGCAAGGGGCGACGGGGCGGCCAACGGGCUCUUCUCGAAGCGAGCAAGAGUUCAUGGCACAGCGGGUAGCCGCAUCAAAUCACACGUGGGCAAGCAGCUUGCGCCAUGCAAGUCCCACGUGUGGAUGGGGUGCGUUUGCUGGCAGAGCCGCUCGCUGCUUGGGCCGGAGGCGCCCAGGACGAUGACGAUCGCGAGGACGGUCGCGACGGAGCGAGGGCGAACGCAAAUGAGAGGAUGCGAAUCAGGCCGCGACGCCGGGGGGCGGACGAAGCAGAGCCGGCACAGCACACGCCGUACAUGUAACAUGUGCGUGCUGGAUCGGGACAAGACGCGCCCGUUCGGCCAUGCAAGGACGGCGCUCACCGAGGCGACCAAGUUGGCAGCCAAGACGGGCCACUGCGGGCGCUGGGGCUGGCGAGGGGGGCGCCUACGGGACAGUGGGACGACGGCUGAGCAGCGCGCGAGCAGUGGCCGGCCAGUCGUGGGUCGCUGCUGUCAGUCCACAGCGAACCCCCCCCCCCCCAAUCUUGGGCUGCUCGUGCCCGGCCGUUACGCAACCACGUCGACCACCGCCAACACCAGCGCCGUCGCCGGCUCAACCACCGUCGUCAGCGUCCGGCAGUCUUCGACGUUUUUUCCAUUUGCGUCGUUUCCACUUGCUCCCCGUGUCGGCCUCCCGCGGUUCCUGCUCCCCAGCACCACAACCACCGCCAGCUCCAGAACACCGAAUCGUCUGCCACUUUUGUCGCCGAAACGUGACGGUGGUUCCCUGCCGCAACGGCCGUGCCUGCAGCACCCUCACACCACUCAGCGCUCCGCUUCCGGUUUGCCUUCGCACUCGCGAGACCUGUACGCAUCUUCUGCCGCCUGCAGACACGCACCCCCUUUGUUCUCGGAAAUACUAAAGGAGGGCCUGUUUGAGCCUCCGCUGAUCGCUCUCGGGCCAACUCGCGUACCUGCUCUUACCCUCGACUGGUCCCUGGUCAUUGACAAUCGCCAGAGCAUGAUGCAAGAGUCGACCGCCUAUCACACCAUGGCAGUCAGCAACCGGGCCUCGACGCGGCUGUCCACCUACAGCUUGACGCCUACUCUUGCUCCCUCCAUCGCUCCUUCGCACCUCAGCACCACGUCCGAGACGCCUUCCGAAAAGGCCAACCCUCUCGCGCAAGACAUUCGCGAGCUGCACCAGGGCCUUGCCCGGCUCGACCAACCCAAGCUCGACCAGCAACGUUACGCCGUGAGUGAAACAAAGAAAGACGACAUGAACAAGCUCGCCCUUGGCGCAAAGCUCGAGCGUGCGCUGGGCCGAAGGAUGGUUUCGCAAGACGCCAGCUUCACCAAGGGCCUGCGGGAUGCCGGCUCCUCGUCGCCGCAGAAGCCGAGAUACGUCGACGUUAUGGAGUACACGGGCCGGGGGGAAGGAAGCAGCAAGCAAAUUGCCGUCUAA
Messenger RNA from Verruconis gallopava, 1860 nucleotides. RefSeq lists its product as uncharacterized. Bases 1 to 1860 code for a protein of 619 amino acids. Lineage: Eukaryota; Fungi; Ascomycota; Dothideomycetes; Venturiales; Sympoventuriaceae. The record is from RefSeq and is a predicted model, not a curated record. The transcript has 4 exons.